Humulus lupulus (European hop) is the source of this 1582-nucleotide messenger RNA. RefSeq lists its product as uncharacterized. Gene Ontology annotation, biological process: tRNA pseudouridine synthesis. Gene Ontology annotation, molecular function: RNA binding; pseudouridine synthase activity. Lineage: Eukaryota; Viridiplantae; Streptophyta; Magnoliopsida; Rosales; Cannabaceae. Bases 153 to 1388 code for a protein of 411 amino acids. The transcript is spliced from 9 exons. The record is from RefSeq and is a predicted model, not a curated record.
UUCAGAGCCCAAAACACAAGUUGUGGACUUUGAGGCCACUCUCACAGAGACCGGUUCUCAUCUCUCAAGCUCACCAACAUCAAAAUCCUCACGAGCUGAAGCUCAACCUCAAUCAAACGGUCUCGCCCAAACAACUCAUUCGAAAAUUUCAGAUGGAACUCAAGCCACCCAAGAAGGAAUAUGCUCAUUACAACCACACUGACCCCUGCAGAUCUUUGCGCUGGAAUGCUAGGGAAAGCCAUGAGUUCAUGUACAACCGACCAUGGAACCAAGUUCUUGAUUUUUAUUCCCAACUUGUCAAUGGAACCGUGUCUUUGUCAGUAUUGUUUGGGGCACAGAAGUGUCAUGUUGUUGAUGAUGGUAUUGAUGCUGAAAUUCCUGAGUUUUCAAAUAUAACCGAAUUAGAGCGUGGUUUGCUUGACAAAAAGUCUAGUAGGUGGGCAAGGGUCACAUUCAAAGUUGAUGUUGCUUAUCAUGGUGCUUCCUUUGAUGGGUGGCAAAAGCAGCCAGGAUUAAACACUGUUCAAAGUUUGGUAGAAAAAUCUCUUGGAAAUUUUAUUGAUGAGAGUAAAGCGCAGUUGUUGAAAAACAAAUCUUUACCAAUAGAAGGUUGUGUUACUGUUGCCGGACGCACUGACAAAGGAGUCACAGCCCUUCAACAAGUUUGUUCUUUUUAUACUUGGAGAAAGGAUAAUAAAUGUAAAGAUAUUGAAGAUGCAAUCAAUGAUAUGGCACCAGGAAAACUCAAAGUCAAAUCUGUUUCUGAGGUAUCACGUGCCUUCCAUCCGAAUUUCUCUGCCAAAUGGAGGCGGUACCUAUAUAUUUUCCCCUUAAGUGACGAGAAGGAUAGUCGAAGUAACGAGAAUGGAGAGGUUUUUGAAGAUAACGGAAGCAAUGAAAAUUGCAGUGACAAAAGAAAUGGAUGGGAGGCAGAUAACAAUGAUAUAGAAGAGUUAGAAAGCGGGAAGAAACCACAAACAUUUAGCGUAAACCGGGUGAACCAGCUUUUACAACAAUUAGAAGGAAAGCUACUAUCGUACAAGAUGUUUGCACGCGAUACAAAAGCUUCUAGAAAUGAAGGUCCACCAACAGAGUGUUUUCUCUACCAUGCUCGAGCCACAGAAGCCCAAUUACCAACUUCGGAUUGCACAGAAGGAACAAGGGUUAUGUGUGUCGAAUUGAUAGCUAACCGGUUCUUAAGGAAGAUGGUUCGGGUGCUUGUGGCGACAUCGAUAAGAGAAGCAGCUGCAGGUGCAGAAGAAGACGCAUUGCUAAAGCUGAUGGACGCCACAUGCAGACGUGCCACUGCUCCCCCAGCACCCCCUGACGGCUUGUCUCUUGUGGAUGUAGGAUAUACAGAGUUUAAUUCCCAAAUUUGUUUUAUUUAGGAAAAAUGAGUGAAUUAUUAUUUACUGGGAUUGUUCCACAAAGCCAUUUUUGUAAGCUCAUUGUUUGAGUUCAGGAAUGUAAAAAGAAAACUCCACAUAUUGAUAAGCAUCUUAUUGUUCCUAAUUGAACGAGAAUAAUUUAUAAGAGAAAACUUCAUGAUGGUGUAUAUAAAUGACCAGUUUAUCAUUUUUUU